CUUCAGAGCAGCUAGUUUGCUAACUUAGCAGCCUGAACAACAACAACAAAAAAAAAAACCCCAACAACGCGGAACUACCACAGAGCCGCGGAGGGACAGCUGAAUAUGGCAGAGCAUGAACCGCAGCAAGGAGACCAGGACCUUGAGAAGAAAAUAGUGGAGAUCAGGCAGAGAUUCAAGAAUGAGUUACUCAAAGACUCAACAGAUAAGUAUGACCCCAGGGAUGUGGAGAGGAUUGAGCAGGACAAUGCUCUGGUGGAAGCCUACCUCACAUGGAGAAUGUAUGUUGUUGAUGACACCUUGAAGAUGAUAGAUGAAAGUCUACUAUGGAGAAAAGAGUUUGGGAUAAAUGACGUGAGUGAGAGCACCAUUCCCAGGUGGAUGUUUGAGAGCGGUGCCAUCUUCCUCCAUGGCUACGACAGAGAAGGCAACAAACUCUUCUGGUUUAAGGUGAAGCUGCACAUCAAGGAUGCAAAAACAGUCGUGGACAAGAAGAAGUACGUCGCCUUCUGGCUGGAGCAGUAUGCAAAGAAGGAGCCCGGGAUGCCUCUCACCGUAGUGUUUGAUAUGACGGAGUCUGGCUUUAGCAAUAUUGACAUGGACUUUGUAAAGUAUGUCAUCAAUUGCUUCAAAGUAUACUAUCCAAAGUUUUUAUCUAAAAUGAUCAUAGUGGAAAUGCCUUGGAUCAUGAACGCUGCAUGGAAGAUUGUGAAGUCCUGGUUGGGUCCAGAAGCCAUUGCAAAGCUGAAGUUUGCAAGCAAAGCUGAGGUUCACACAUAUAUUGGUGCAGAGUACCUGCCGCCUCACCUGGGUGGAUCGGACCAGUUCAAGUACACAUACCCGCCUCUUCCAGACGAUGACUUCCAAACCCCGCUGUGUGAGAACGGGCCGAUGGCCAGCGAUGAUGACGCCGAGAGCAAAGAGGGUGAAAUGGAGAGCAGAGACACCCUCGAGUCCAGCUUCAACUCCGAGAUCGUGGCAAAGCCUAAAAAGGUGAAUUUUCUAGAAGAAAGCUUAAGGUCAGAGGAUGGUGAAAGAGACACAAACGUGAGAGUGAAAGGAGUCAGGAAGCCACUCACCACCUUCAAAGGUCUUCUGCUAGAUGUUAGUCCUUCUGAGGAGCUCAGCUUUGGUUCCGGUGAGAACGAGAAGAAAUGCCUUAUUAUUCUGAGCAAUGUCACCAAAAAUCAGGUGGCUUUUAAGGUUCGUACCACGGCGCCCGAGAAGUACCGAGUGAAGCCCAGCAGCAGCCGCUGUGAACCAGGGGCCUCGGUGGACAUAGUGGUGUCCUUGCAUGGAGGAUCCCUGGCCUCUCCACAAGACAGAUUUUUGAUCAUGGCUGCAGAAAUGGAAAAUGCUGGAUCACAGGAACUCACUCAGUUCUGGAAGGAAGUCCAAAAAAACAAGAUCAUGGAGCACCGAUUGCGUUGUCAUGUUCUGGACAGUGUUAAGUCAGCAGCCGCCCCUCAUAGGGACAGCCUGGGGGAGCCAUCGACCAAUGGGCAGCAGGAGUUAAGCACGGCGCUUAUGCGAGUGAUGGCCUGCAACUCUCGACUGGAGCAGAAAAUGAACUCAUGUCUGUGGGUGCAGAAGGUUCUCACUGGGCUGGUGCUGGUCCUGCUAGCGCUGAACCUGCUGUGUCUCUACCUGCUGGGUACGGCUCAGCGACCGAGCUGACCUGCCGCCGGCCCCUCCACCUGCGUAUGUCAGCCCUCCAGGAGGCGCUGACGGCUCCAGCCGGGCCACAGUUGACCACUUGAUGGGACGCUGGUCCUCUGCUAAACCCGCCCAUGUCCCACUGGCUGCCGCCCUGAAGAGUAGCAGAGCUGACUAUCGAGACAUGUCGGCCCACGUGGAGCUAAGAGAUUGUUCUGCUGCCUACUAGGUUAAUGUAACGGAUUGAUAGAUUCUGUUGUGGCUGAUCAUGAAAACAUAAUUUAAAUUAAUAACAUUUAUUAGAAUUUGUUGGAAAGAUUAGUCAUAUUAAGGAUUAUGUAGAGCUUUUUUUUGUAAUUUGUGAAUCUACAAAAAAUUUAUUUAAACCAACAUAUUAUAAAAUAAACCCUUUUUAUUCAA
Molecule: messenger RNA, 2076 nt
Organism: Xiphophorus maculatus (southern platyfish)
Lineage: Eukaryota; Metazoa; Chordata; Actinopteri; Cyprinodontiformes; Poeciliidae
Gene: mospd2
Product: motile sperm domain containing 2
Exons: 15
Coding region: 106-1677 (523 amino acids)
Source: RefSeq, a predicted model, not a curated record